Molecule: messenger RNA, 12846 nt
Organism: Euleptes europaea (tarantolino)
Lineage: Eukaryota; Metazoa; Chordata; Lepidosauria; Squamata; Sphaerodactylidae
Gene: DNAH10
Product: dynein axonemal heavy chain 10
Exons: 73
Coding region: 1-12846 (4281 amino acids)
Biological process (GO): microtubule-based movement
Cellular component (GO): dynein complex
Molecular function (GO): dynein light intermediate chain binding; minus-end-directed microtubule motor activity; ATP binding
Source: RefSeq, a predicted model, not a curated record
AUGCCAGUAGAAAUAGGAAGCUUCCAGAACCUAAGGAAUGAGUUCCUAAUGAAUAUGCAGAAAUUCCUAAACCACAUUCAAAGAACCAUACAACAGAUUGAAGGGGAGAUAAAGUUAGAGAUGCCAUCCUUAAUCCUUGAUGACGAUGCAAAUGACCUUGCUGCUGAUCGGGACGUGGUUGAAAUACUGGAACAGCUGGCUACAAACUGGCUUAAUCAAAUAUCCUCGGUAGACGAGCAACUGCAGAGAAAGACCCCCCAGGGGAAUGGCCCGUUGGCAGAGAUUGACCUCUGGCGCGAGAGAAACGCUACCCUGAGUGCCCUGACCGAGCAGCUAAGACUGCCCAUUGUCCAAAAGGUCUUGGAAGUGCUCGAAGUCGCCAACACUGGGAUUGUCGAAAGCUUGCAGAUCGUAAUCAACGAACUCUGCAAGCACCACGUGGAGGCAAGCGACAACGUGAGGUUCCUUUCUACCCUCGAGCGACAUUUAAAGAACUUGGCCCACGGCACCGGCUUCCACAUUGUCCUGGACACGAUCCCGUCGUUGAUGAACGCCUUGAGAAUGGUGUGGAUCAUCUCACGGCAUUACAACAAGGAUGAGCGGAUGAUCCCCCUCAUGGAGCGGAUCGCCUGGGAAAUCUCGGCAAGGGUCUGCAAAUCUGUGGACCUGCGGACUCUGUUCAAAGAAGACAGGCAGAUGGCAAAAGCCAAAAUGAUAGAUGCCAAACGGACCCUUGAAAUUUGGAAGACGUCUUAUUUCGACAUCCGUGCCAAAAUUGAAGCUUCGGGAAGGGAUGCGCGCUGGGAAUUUGACAGGAAGCGGUUGUUUGAAAAAACAGACUAUAUGGCCUCCAUUUGCCAAGACUUCUACGAUGUGUUACAGGUCAUACAGGAAUUUUACAACAUCUUUGGUCCUGAACUGAAAUCCGUCACAGGGGACCCGAAGCGCAUUGAUGAAGUCUUGAGCAGAGUGGAUGGCCUGGUGAGCCCGAUGGAGGCUCUGGUAUUCGAACCUUUCAACAUGAAAUGUUCUACUCAGUGGAGGCUUGUUAUGGAAAGCUUUAAAACAGAAGUUGUGCUCGAGCAGGUUAACAACAUCUUUGUCAGUAACCUCGCCAACCCUCCUCUGUGCAAGAAUCACCCUCCAGUGGCUGGAGCAAUUUACUGGGCACGGUCUCUUUUCUUCCGCAUCAAGCACACCAUUGUGCGAUUCCAAGAAGUGGAGGAGCUGCUGGCUAGUGACCAUGGGAAAGAGGUAAGACAAAGAUAUCUUGAGGUGGCAAAGAAGAUGAAAGAGUACGAGGAUCUGAAGUAUGACCAGUGGAGAGAUGCAACAGAAGAGAACCUCCCUACCCUGUUGAAAAAACCCCUCCUCGCUAGAACCCCGCGUGCUGACGAUGUGGAGAAAAAUACACGUUUCAUAGUCAACUUUUCUCCCAGACUUCGAGAGAUCAUCAAUGAAACGAAAUACAUGGAACAGCUGGGGUUUCCAUUGCCUGAGAUAGCAAGGAAUGUGGCACUACAGGAGGACAAAUUCCUUAGACAUACGGAUGGCAUAAAGCAGAUGUUGGAUCACUAUUACAAAUUAAUAGCAACACUGAAUUCAGCAGAGACCCAGCUUCUGGACGAACAGAUACAAGAGCUUUGGCGGGUUUUCAGAUCUGGCUACAAGAGGCUCAACUGGAACUCAUUAGGUAUUGGUGACUAUAUUGUCCGGUGCACACACGCCAUUGGGAAGUUUGAAUCACUUGUUCAUCAGAUUCACAAGAAUGCUGAAGACAUGACCAAUAAGCUUUUAUUAAUAGAAUCAACCAAUCUGUUCAAAAGGCCGCCUUCCACUGGUGAAGAUACACUUCCUGGGGUGAAGGAGUACUUUGAGUAUGUCAAGCAUGAGAGAGCCAGGGAUGUGGAGCACAUGGUUCGCAAGUACAUUGCCAUUGGCCCACUGCUGACGAAAAUGGAGGGGCUCAUCCUGAACACAAACACGGGCAGAUCCCCAAGGCUGGCUCAUUAUUACGCCUUUUGGGAGAAUAAAGUUUAUCAGAGCUUGACCAACUUAGUCCUCAAAAAUUUGCAGUCUUUCAAUGCAGCAGUGUUGGGAAAUACUCCACUAUUUCAAGCCGAAACAAUUUUGUCUGCUCCUGAAAUCAUUCUGCAGCCCAAUGCGGGUGAAAUUGAAAAAAUGUGCGUCCUCAGCAUCCGAGAUUGUGUGGAAGUAACUAAGCAAUUUGUCCGCUGGAUGCACGGCACCUGCAUUGACUGCCCGCCGCAGCACACCGACGACGAUGAGCUCAUUGUGGUGAGCUUCUUCAAUGACAUCUCCCAGAACACACACAUCAUCGAGCAGGCCAUCCUCAUCACCCAGAACAUGCACAAGCUGCUGGGCUCCCUCACCAAGUACCUCAACCGCUGGAAGAGGUACCGCCCGCUCUGGAAGCUCGACAAGGCCAUCGUCAUGGAGAAGUUCGCUGCCAAGAAGCCGGCCUGCGUGGUCUUCGAUGACAAGCUGCAGUUCUAUAUGAAAAUUGGCCAGGAAGUGAUGCAGCAGCUGCUGGUCAAGGACGAGCAGUGCCUCCGGCUGCUGCUCGGGCCUCUGGCCUGCACCGUGCAGGAGAACGCCAAAAGCUGGAUGAUGUCGCUCGGGAGGCUGCUCAACGAAUCGGCCAGAGAGGCGCUCUUCAGCCUCCAGGAGGAAAUUGAGAGAUUGUCACAGAACCUCAAGACAACUCCCAGCACACUGGAGGACCUCAAAUUUGUCCUAGGUACUAUUGCCGAGAUCAGACAAAUGUCUCUAGAAGUGGAACUCAAGUACUUGGAUAUUCAAGAGCGAUACCGUACCCUCGCAAUGUACAACAUUCCAGCAACAGAAGAAGAACUGGCGCUGGUGAAUAAUAUGAAGCAAAUGUGGGAAACACUUUUCACUGAAGCGUCAACAGUUGAUCACAGCCUUGGAAGUAUUAAAAAGACAUUUACUGAGAUUACACGGGAGCAAAUUGGAAACUUCAGUAAGGAAAUUGCAGAAUUCUACCACAGGUUUACUACCAAAGGGCCAGGUUCUGUUGGUGAGAAUCUUGACCAAGGGGUCGAACUUAUGAUUGUUUUUGAAAAAGAACUAGAGAAACAUGAGAAGAAUCGCCAGGAGCUGGCGAAUGCUGAAAAGCUGUUUGACCUUCCAAUCACCAUGUAUCCUGAUCUGAUGAAAGUCCAGAAGGAGAUGAAAGGCCUGAGGCAGAUUUAUGAUAUUUAUAAGCUGCAAAGAGCUGCUAAAGAGGAAUGGUCCCAGACUCUGUGGGUGAACCUCAAUGUGCAGGUUCUGCAGGAAGGGAUCGAAGGGCUUCUGAAAACCCUUCGGAAACUACCCAAACUCGUCCGCAGCAGUCCUGUCGCUUAUCACCUAGAAAUGAACAUGAAGGCGUUUAAGGAGUCCAUUCCUUUGCUGUUGGAUUUGAAGAACGAGGCGUUAAGAGAGAGGCACUGGAAGGAGCUGAUGGACCGAACCGGGACCCAUUUUGAGAUGGCAACAGAAACGUUCACUCUUGAGAAUAUGUUUGCUAUGGAGCUGCACAAACAUUCUGAUGUUAUCAUUGAGAUUGUGGGCUCUGCUGUCAAAGAGCUCAGUAUUGAGAAGGGCGUGAAGGAAAUAGUGGAAACCUGGGAGAUUAUGAAGUUUACGGUACAAAGGUACUUCAAAGGCACCCAAGAACGGGGCUUCAUUUUGGGAUCCGUCGAUGACAUAGUUCAGAUCCUGGACGACAACGCUGUCAACCUCCAAAGUAUUUCUGGGAGCAGAUUUGUAGGACCAUUUCUGGCAACCGUUCACAACUGGGAAAAAACUCUCUCCUUGAUUGGUGAAGUGAUUGAGGUCUGGAUGAUAGUUCAAAGGAAAUGGAUGUAUCUGGAGAGCAUCUUUAUUGGAGGAGACAUAAGAUCUCAGCUGCCCGAGGAAGCUAAAAAAUUUGACAACAUUGACAGGAUAUUUAAAAGGAUAAUGGCUGAAACAGUCAAAGAGCCACUGAUAAAGAAGUGCUGUGAAGCUCCAAACCGUCUUUCAGACCUACAGAAUAUAAGCGAUGGCCUGGAAAAGUGCCAGAAAAGCUUGAAUGACUAUCUGGAUUCUAAGAGAAAUGCUUUCCCCAGAUUUUUCUUCAUAUCUGAUGAUGAACUGCUUAGCAUUCUUGGCAGCAGCGACCCGCUUUGCGUGCAGGAACACAUGAUAAAGAUGUAUGACAACAUCGCCGCCCUGAGGUUUCAUGAAGAUGACAACGGCACAAAGAUCGCCUCCGCCAUGAUUUCGGCUGAAGGCGAAGUGAUGGAGUUCCGCAAGGCUAUAGCAGCUGAGGGCCGAGUAGAGAACUGGAUGACCGCCGUGCUGGUUGAAAUGAGGAGGACCAACAGGCUGAUCACGAAAGAAGCCAUCUUUCGGUACUGUGAGGACAGAAGCAGAGUUGACUGGAUGCUGAUGUACCAAGGCAUGAUGGUGCUGGCUGCCAAUCAGGUGUGGUGGACUUGGGAAGUAGAAGACGUCUUUCAGAAAGUGAAGAGGGGCGAAAAGCAGGCGAUGAAGAAUUAUGCCAAGAGGAUGCACCAGCAAAUUGACUCGCUAGUCACUCGGAUCACCAAGCCGCUAAGCAAGAAUGACAGGAAAAAAUACAACUCGGUUCUCAUCAUCGAUGUCCACGCAAGGGAUAUAGUUGACACAUUCGUAAGAGACAGCAUCAUGGAUGCCCGCGAGUUCGAGUGGGAAAGCCAACUGCGUUUUUAUUGGGACCGAGAGCCUGAUGAGCUCAAUGUGCGCCAGUGCACCGGCACCUUUUCCUACGGCUAUGAGUACAUGGGCUUGAAUGGGCGGCUGGUCAUCACACCGCUCACAGAUCGCAUCUAUCUAACACUCACACAGGCUUUGUCCAUGUACUUGGGUGGAGCCCCUGCAGGCCCAGCAGGAACAGGGAAGACAGAGACCACCAAAGAUCUAGCCAAAGCCCUGGGCUUGCUUUGUGUAGUCACCAACUGUGGAGAAGGCAUGGAUUUCAAGGCAGUGGGCAAAAUUUUCUCUGGCCUCGCGCAGUGUGGCGCUUGGGGCUGCUUCGAUGAAUUUAAUCGGAUCGACGCCUCUGUGCUUUCGGUCAUUUCCUCGCAGAUCCAGACUAUUCGGAAUGCUCUGAUGAACCAACUGAAAACAUUUCAGUUUGAAGGGCAAGAAAUUUCUCUGGAUUCUCGAAUGGGCAUUUUUAUCACGAUGAAUCCUGGCUACGCUGGCCGUACCGAGCUCCCUGAAUCCGUAAAGGCUCUGUUCAGACCUGUGGUUGUGAUUGUGCCCGAUCUCCAGCAAAUCUGUGAAAUCAUGCUGUUUUCGGAGGGGUUUCUUAUGGCAAAGACCCUGGCCAAAAAGAUGACAGUCCUGUACAAGUUGGCCAGAGAGCAGCUUUCUAAGCAGCACCACUACGAUUUUGGGCUUCGGGCUUUGAAAUCGGUGCUGGUGAUGGCUGGGGAGCUGAAGAGAGGGUCUCCAGAUCUCCAUGAGGAUGUGGUCCUGAUGAGAGCCCUGCGAGACAUGAACCUCCCUAAAUUUGUUUUUGAAGAUGUUCCUCUUUUCCUUGGGCUGAUCUCUGACCUGUUUCCUGGACUAGAUUGCCCUCGAGUACGUUAUCCUAAAUUUAACGAUGCUGUUGAACAGGUGCUGGCUGAAGGAGGCUACGUUGUUCUGCCGAUUCAGGUGGAUAAAGUUGUCCAAAUGUAUGAAACCAUGUUGACUCGUCACACCACGAUGGUGGUAGGACCAACUGGAGGGGGCAAGUCUGUGGUCAUCAAUACCCUGUGUCUUGCUCAGACAAAGCUAGGAUUGCUGACCAAGCUUUACACACUGAACCCCAAAGCCAUGAGCGUCAUUGAACUCUACGGCAUUCUAGACCCCACUACGCGGGAUUGGACAGAUGGCGUUCUGUCCAAUAUUUUCAGAGAAAUCAACAAACCCACUGACAAAAAAGAAAGGAGGUACAUUUUAUUUGACGGUGACGUGGAUGCUCUCUGGGUUGAAAACAUGAAUUCAGUGAUGGACGACAACAAGCUGCUGACCUUGGCAAAUGGGGAGCGAAUCAGGCUUCAGACUCAUUGUGCCCUUUUGUUUGAGGUUGGAGAUUUACAGUAUGCAUCACCUGCAACAGUAUCACGCUGUGGGAUGGUCUUUGUGGACCCAAAGAAUUUGAAAUACAAACCUUAUUGGCAGAAGUGGACGAACCAAAGGAACAACAAACAAGAACAGCUUCUGUUAGAUCGGCUGUUUGAAAAAUAUGUACCCUACCUGAUUGACAUGAUUGUGGAAGGAAUUGUUGAUGGCCGGCAAGGGGAGAAACAGAAAACCAUAGUUCCACAGACAGACCUAAAUAUGGUGACGCAGUUAAGUAGGAUGCUGGACGCUCUCCUAGAGCAAGAAAUUGAUGACCCCGACGUGCUGGAGUGCUACUUCUUGGAAGCUUUGUACUCCUCCUUAGGGGCCUGCCUCCUGGAAGCGGGAAGAUCAAAGUUUGAUGAUUUUGUGAAACGUCUUUCAUCCAUGUCGACCGUGAAUGAUGAGAUGGUUCUAGCCAAACCAGGAGAGUUGCCAGGACAGCUUCCGACUUUGUUUGACUUUCAUUUUGAAGGAAAGACGAAGAAAUGGGUGCCUUGGAGCAAAUUGGUCCCUGAAUAUGUUCACUCGCCUGACUUGAAAUUUAUCGACAUCCUGGUUCCUACAGUGGACACAACCCGCACCAACUGGCUGCUGGGACAGAUGGUCAAAAUCAAACACCCCGUUGUUCUGGUUGGAGAAUCGGGUACUUCAAAGACAGCGACAACACUUAACUUCCUCAAGAAACUAAACCCAGACACAAACGUGCUGCUGAUCAUUAACUUCUCCUCUCGUACAACUUCAAUGGACAUUCAGCGAAACAUGGAAGCAAACGUGGAGAAGCGGACUAAAGAAACCUACGGGCCCCCAAUGGGGAAGCGGCUCCUGGUCUUUAUGGAUGACAUGAACAUGCCUAGGGUUGAUGAAUACGGCACCCAGCAGCCUAUCGCGCUGUUGAAGUUGCUGUUAGAGAAGGGCGCUCUCUACGACCGGGGCAAGGAGAUGACCUGCAAGUACCUCCGUGACCUCGGCUUCAUGGCUGCCAUGGGCAAAGCCGGGGGAGGUCGGAACGAAGUGGACCCGAGAUUCAUUUCACUCUUCAGCGUCUUCAAUGUUCCUUUUCCGUCUGCGGCGUCUCUGCAUUUGAUCUACGCCUCCAUUCUAAGAGGUCACACUUGGUCUUUUAACGAAUUGAUUGCUGCAAUUGCUGACAAGUUGACAGACUGUACUUUGACACUGUACGACAUGAUAGUCCGGGAUCUUCCUCCAACUCCUUCCAAAUUUCAUUAUAUUUUCAACUUGCGGGAUCUCUCCAGGAUUUACAAUGGACUCGUUCAGACAACCUCGGAACGGUUCCAGACAGUGGCACAAAUGGUGAGAGUCUGGAGGAAUGAAUGUCUCCGGGUUUUCCAUGACAGACUGAUUAAUGAAGUAGACAAAAAUCUGGUCCAGGGCCAUAUAAAAACCUUAACCGAACAGCAUUUCGAAGAUGAUGUCGAGCAGAUUAUGAGAGAUCCUAUUCUCUUUGGCGACUUUAGAAUGGCCCUUAACGAAAGUGAGCCUCGUGUUUAUGAAGACAUCCAGGACUACGACGCAGCCAAAGCGCUCUUCCAGGAGAUUCUUGAGGAGUAUAAUGAAAUUAACACCAAAAUGAACCUGGUGCUGUUCGACGAUGCCCUCGAGCACUUAACCCGCAUUCACCGUAUAAUAAGGAUGGACCGGGGUCAUGCUUUGCUCGUAGGAGGCGCAGGAAAGCAAUCCCUAACGAGAUUGGCUUCUUAUACAUCAGGAUGUGAGAUCUUCGAAAUAGUACUGAGCCGAGGAUAUGGAGAAAGCAAUUUCCGGGAAGACCUGAAGUCUCUGUAUACAAAACUUGGGAUUGAGAAUAGGAUGAUGGUAUUCCUGUUUACAGACGCUCACGUAGCCGAAGAGGGAUUUUUAGAGCUCAUCAACAAUAUGCUGACAUCUGGAAUUGUUCCAGCCCUUUUCCCAGAUGAUGAGAGAGAAAAUAUUUUAGGUCAGAUCACAAGUGAAGCAAUGAAAGCUGGAGCUGCCCCAGCCAAAGAAAGCGUCUGGCAGUACUUUGUAAACAAGAGUGCCAACAACCUUCACAUUGUCCUUGGGAUGUCCCCAGUUGGAGAUACACUGAGAACACGCUGUCGAAAUUUUCCAGGUCUUGUCAACAACACGGGGAUCGAUUGGUUCUUGCCCUGGCCAGCUCAAGCACUGUAUGCAGUGGCUAAGUUCUUUUUGGGAGAGAAUCCUCUGAUACCAUCAGAAAAUACAGAUGCAGUGAUCGAACACACUGUCAUGGUGCAUGACUCUGUAGGAGACUUCAGCAAAAAGUUUCUACAGAAGCUCCGACGCAGCAACUAUGUCACCCCCAAAAAUUUCCUGGAUUUCAUUAACACAUAUGCCAAGCUACUGGAAGAGAAGAAUCUGUUCAUUUUGGCUCAGUGCAAACGUCUGGAGGGCGGUUUAGACAAACUUAAAGAAGCUUCAAUUCAGCUGGACGAGCUCAACCUGAAGCUGGCAGAGCAAAAGAUUGUGCUGGCCGAGAAAUCUGCUGCAUGCGAAGCCUUGCUUGCAGAGAUAGCAACUAACACAGCAAUCGCGGAGGAGAAAAAAAAACUGGCCGAAGAAAAGGCCAUCGAGAUAGAAGAGCAGAAUAAAGUCAUUGCCGUGGAGAAGAAGGAUGCAGAGACUGCCCUGGCAGAGGCCAUGCCCAUCUUGGAAGCCGCCAAGCUGGAGCUGCAGAAGCUCGACAAGUCUGAUGUCACAGAGAUCAGGUCCUUUGCCAAGCCCCCCAAGCAAGUGCAGACCGUCUGCGAGUGCAUCCUCAUCAUGAGAGGCUACAAAGAACUCAACUGGAAGACAGCCAAGGGGAUGAUGUCCGAGGCGAACUUCCUGAGAUCCCUCAUGGAAAUUGACUUUGAUAGCAUUUCUCAGCCCCAAGUGAAAUCAGUGCGAGGGCUGCUAAAAAACUUGAAUACUACUUUUGAAGAAAUGGAAGUUGUCAGCAGAGCCGGCUUGGGAAUGCUGAAAUUUGUUGAGGCCGUGAUGAGCUACUGUGAUGUUGCCAAGGAAGUCAAGCCUAAGAGAGAAAAGGUGGCUAGACUGGAACGGAAUUUCUUCUUAAGCAAACGCGAGCUAGAGAAGAUCCAGGCUGAGCUGUUGGCCAUUCAGAACGAGCUGAAAGCUCUGGGGGAUAAAUACGAGGCGGCCAUCCGGGAAAAGCAGCAGCUCCAAGAAGAAGCGGAGAUUAUGGAACGGCGGCUGAUCGCUGCCGACAAACUCAUCUCUGGCUUGGGAUCUGAAAACAUCAGGUGGACAAACGAUUUGGAGGAGCUGAAACGGCGGAGGGUGAAGCUGCUGGGGGACUGCCUGCUGUGCUCUGCCUUCCUGAGCUAUGAGGGCGCCUUCACAUGGGAGUUCCGGGACAAGAUGAUCAAGGGGGUGUGGCAGGAAGACGUGCGGACCCGAGACAUCCCUCUCAGCCAGCCAUUCCGAUUAGAGAGCCUAUUGACUGACGAGGUCGAAAUCAGCAGGUGGGGGUCUCAGGGUCUGCCUCCCGACGAACUCUCAGUUCAAAAUGGCAUUCUGACUACGCGCGCCAGCCGCUUCCCGCUGUGUAUCGACCCGCAGCAGCAAGCACUGAAUUGGAUCAAGAGGAAAGAAGAAAAAAACAACCUCAGGACGGCUUCCUUCAAUGACCCUGACUUCCUUAAGCAACUGGAAAUGGCCAUAAAAUAUGGGAACCCUUUCUUGUUCCACGAUGUGGAUGAAUACAUUGACCCAGUGAUCGAUAAUGUCUUAGAAAAGAAUAUCAAGUGUGCCCAGGGCCGAACGUUCAUCAUUCUUGGUGACAAAGAGGUUGACUAUGAUGCCAAUUUCAAACUGUACCUGAACACCAAACUUUCGAAUCCUCGAUAUUCUCCAGCAGUGUUUGGGAAAGCAAUGGUUAUUAACUACACAGUUACUCUGAAAGGUUUAGAAGACCAGCUUCUCAGCGUUAUCGUGGGGUCUGAGAGACGUGAGCUGGAAGAACAGAGAGAGCAUCUCAUCCAGGAGACUUUUGAAAACAAGAACUUGUUGAAAGAUCUGGAAGAUUCCCUCCUCCGUGAACUGGCAACUUCCACCGGGAACAUGUUGGACAAUGUAGACUUGGUGCACACUCUGGAGGAGACAAAAUCCAAAGCUAACGAGGUAUCGGACAAGCUCAAGCUGGCCGAAAGAACCGCAGCUGACAUUGACAAACUGCGAGACGGCUACCGUCCCACUGCCAAGAGAGGAGCCAUUUUGUUCUUCGUGCUGUCGGAGAUGGCCCUAGUUAAUACCAUGUAUCAGUACUCCUUGACCGCCUUUUUGGAUGUCUUCGGCCUCUCUCUUCGGAAAUCGAUUCCUGACACCAUCCUUGCCAAAAGGCUGCGAAACAUCAUGGACACGCUGACAUUCAACAUAUACAACUACGGCUGUACAGGCUUGUUUGAGAAACACAAGUUACUCUUCUCCUUUACCAUGACCAUCAAGAUUGAACAGGCUGACCACAGAGUCCCUCAGGAGGAACUGGAUUUCUUUUUGAAAGGCAACCUUUCUCUGGAGAAGAGUGCCCGAAAGAAGCCGUGUGCUUGGCUUUCUGAUCAAGGCUGGGAAGACAUAAUUCGUGUCGCGGAACUGUUUCCUGAAAAGUUUGGGUCCCUUCCAGAUGAGGUGGAGGAUAAUCCCGACGAUUGGAAAGCUUGGUACGAUAUCGAUGCCCUGGAACAAGCCCCGUUUCCCAUGCACUACGGAAAGAGCCUCACCAACUUCCAGAAGCUGCUGCUUUUGCGUUGCUUCCGGGUGGAUCGUGUCUAUCGCGCGGUGACUGACUAUGUCACUCUCACAAUGGGGGUGAAAUACGUCCAGCCUCCGGUGAUCAGCUUUGAAGCCAUCUUUGAGCAGAGCACCCCAAAUUCCCCCAUUGUUUUUAUCCUGAGUCCUGGCUCUGACCCUGCCAGUGACCUUAUGAAGCUAGCAGAACGGACGGGCUUUGGAGGGAAUCGGCUCAAAUUCCUGGCCAUGGGUCAAGGGCAGGAGAAGGUGGCACUGCAGCUGCUGGAGAAUGCCGUGGCGCGCGGGCAGUGGCUGAUGCUGCAGAACUGUCACCUCUUGGUGAAGUGGCUGAUCGAUUUGGAGAAGGCCCUUGAAAGGAUUGUCAAGCCGCAUCCGGAUCUCCGCUUGUGGCUGACGACAGACCCGACCAAGGGAUUUCCGAUUGGGAUACUCCAGAAAUCUCUAAAGGUUGUCACCGAGCCCCCCAAUGGGCUGAAGCUGAACAUGAGGGCCACCUUCUUCAAAAUUUCUCAUGACUCUCUCGACCAGUGCCCACACCCAGCCUUCAAGUCCUUGGUCUACGUCCUCGCUUUUUUCCAUGCCGUGGUCCAGGAGAGAAGGAAGUUUGGGAAGAUUGGCUGGAACGUGCCUUACGAUUUCAAUGAAUCCGACUUCCAGGUCUGCAUGGAAAUUCUCAAUACUUAUCUGACGAAAGCAUUCCAGCAAAACGAUGACAGAAUCCCAUGGGGGAGCCUCAAGUAUCUCAUUGGAGAGGUGAUGUAUGGUGGGCGUGCCAUUGACAGCUUUGAUAGGCGUAUUCUGUCCAUCUACAUGGAUGAGUAUCUGGGGGACUUCAUAUUUGACACCUUCCAGCCCUUUCAUUUUUUCUGCAACGACGAUGUUGACUACAAAAUCCCUGAAGGGGAUUCAAAGGACGAAUUUGUUGAAGAGAUUGAGUCCCUUCCUCUUGCUAACACUCCAGAAGUAUUUGGCCUUCACCCAAAUGCAGAAAUUGGAUACUACACACAGGCAGCUCGGGACAUGUGGUCACACCUUUUGGAUCUGCAACCCCAAACAGGUGAAACUGGUACCGGGAUAAGUCGAGAUGAAUACAUUGGGCAAGUGGCCAAGGACAUAGAGAACAAGAUGCCCGCCAUCUUUGACCUUGAUCACAUAAGGAAGUGUUUUGGGAUGGACAUUACACCGACCACGGUGGUGCUCCUGCAGGAACUGGAACGCUUUAACAAGCUCAUUAUUCGUAUGACCAGGUCACUGGCUGAGCUGCAAAGGGCCUUGGCUGGGGAGGUUGGAAUGAGCAAUGAACUGGACGAGGUGGCCCGGGCACUCUUUAAUGGGCAGAUCCCAAAUAUCUGGAGGAAGCUGGCCCCCGACACGCUGAAAACAUUGGGGAACUGGAUGAUCCAUUUUCGGAAUAGGCACAACCAGUACACGGCAUGGGUGGACGAGAGCGAACCCAACGUCAUGUGGCUGUCAGGGCUGCACAUCCCCGAGUCUUAUCUCACGGCACUUGUUCAGGCAACCUGCAGGAAGAACAGCUGGCCCUUGGAUCGCUCCACCUUGUAUACCCAAGUGACCAAAUACAGGACAGUUGACGAAGUCACUGAACGCCCAGGCCAAGGGUGUUUUGUUUCGGGCCUGUAUCUGGAAGGUGGUGACUGGGACCUGGAAAACGGCUGCCUCAUCAAGAGCAAGCCCAAAGUACUGGUUGUCGACUUGCCCAUUCUGAAGAUCAUUCCCAUCGAGGCCCAUCGGCUCAAGCUACAGAACACCUUCCGAACGCCCGUGUAUACAACAUCCAUGAGGAGGAAUGCCAUGGGGGUGGGCCUGGUUUUUGAAGCUGACCUUUUCACCACGAGGCAUCUUUCCCACUGGGUGCUGCAGGGGGUUUGCCUCACGUUGAAUGCUGAUUAG